Molecule: messenger RNA, 1026 nt
Organism: Fomitiporia mediterranea MF3/22
Lineage: Eukaryota; Fungi; Basidiomycota; Agaricomycetes; Hymenochaetales; Hymenochaetaceae
Exons: 4
Source: RefSeq, a predicted model, not a curated record
UCUCUUGCCCUUGCUCCAUUCGCUCUCGCAGCAGUCCAUGAAAUUUCUGUCGGAGGCUUGAAGGCGGAUGGAACGCCAAACUUAAACUUCUACCCGAAUAAUAUCCAGACGGGUGUCGGAGAUGUUCUUCGUUUUACUUUCCAUGUGAAGAACCAUACGGCGACGCAGUCGAGUUUUGCUGAACCUUGCGCUAAACUCAAGGAUUCGUAUGGGAACUUGAUUGGAUUUGACUCGAAUUUCCAACCUGUCGCUAACGAAUACGGCUACUUACCGACGUUUGAGGUGACUGUCAAUGACACGAACCCCAUCUGGGUAUUCUGUCAGCAAAUCAACCCGCCGAACCCUACACACUGUCAAUCGGGAAUGGUCUUUGCCGCGAAUGCUCCACCGUCCGGAAACACGUUCGACAAGUUCCUCGCGAAUGCAAAGGCCUCAAAAGUGCAGGAUUCCAAUACUACUACGACUACAUACCAGUACACUAGCACAAGUAGUAGCUGGGGAUCAGUGGAUACUGAGACUGUUACGGUGACACAGACAGUUACUGAAACCACCACUAUUGAAGAUGGUUCAAGUGCUUCAGCAUAUUGGCCUGGAGCGCCUGCGUCGACUUCGGCUGCCUACCCAGCGACGCAUACUGUUAUCGUUGGUGGCGACGCCGGGUUUGUAUAUUCACCAUCGAACAUCACUGCUAACGUUGGAGACAAGGUCUUUUUCGAGUUCAGACAGAAGAACCAUACCGCUACUCAGUCGACUUUCGAUGAUCCUUGCAGAAAGAUUUCAGAUACGACGUAUCCACCGAUCAAUGGAUUUGAUUCCAACUUCAAUCCUGUUGAUGCUAAUGCGACUUACUUCCCAAACUUCACUAUUACUGUGAACGAUACGAGCCCUAUCUGGGUGUACUGCAGGCAGCAAGCUGCGAAUUUCAGUCAUUGUGGAGUUGGAAUGGUCUUUUCGGCCAAUGCUAAUCCGUUCUCCGACAAGUCGUUUGCGGCGUUCCAGCAGCUUGCGGUACAGAAGAAUGGGACU